This is a messenger RNA of Heteronotia binoei (common prickly gecko), 2846 nucleotides long. RefSeq names its product acyl-CoA (8-3)-desaturase-like. Gene Ontology annotation, biological process: lipid metabolic process. Gene Ontology annotation, cellular component: membrane. The coding region runs from base 79 to 1428 and encodes 449 amino acids. Gene Ontology annotation, molecular function: oxidoreductase activity, acting on paired donors, with oxidation of a pair of donors resulting in the reduction of molecular oxygen to two molecules of water. The transcript has 12 exons. The record is from RefSeq and is a predicted model, not a curated record. NCBI's taxonomy places the organism in Eukaryota, Metazoa, Chordata, Lepidosauria, Squamata, Gekkonidae.
AAGCACAUGAAAUGAAAUGGAAAGGCAACUUUGCAUUGGACAGAGUGACAGCAGGAAAUCCAGUUUUAGGUGCUCAUAAUGCCUCCACAGUCGGGCAGUAGCUUGCUAAAGCCAGAACCUAGUCCAGGUAUCUCACGGCUUUUCACCUGGGAAGAGAUAGGGCUCCACUCAGGUCAGAAAAACUCCAAGCAAGACAAAUGGCUGGUCAUCAACAGAAAAGUCUAUGAUAUCAGCCAAUUCCACUGGCAGCACCCUGGGGGCACUCGUGUCAUCAGCCACUAUGCAGGACAGGAUGCUACGGAUGCCUUCGCAGCUUUCCACAAGGAUGAAGACCUUGUAAAGAAAUACUUGAAGGCACUGUUAAUUGGGGAAUUGGCACCUGAUCAACCCAGCUGUGAGCCCAACAAAAAUGAAAUGCUAGUAAAUGAUUUCCGUGAGCUACACAGGAUCGUGAAGAGGAUGGGACUCCUGAAGCCCAAUUAUUAUUUCUUCAUGUUGAUAUUUCUUCAUACCAUAUUGCUUGAUGUUGCAUCCUGGCUCACUAUCUGGUAUUUUGGAAAAUCCUGGAUACCCUUCCUUGUUGGUGUAGCACUAUUCACUGUAUGCCAGGUUCAAUAUGGAUUUUUCCAGCAUGAUCUUGGACACAUUUCAGUCUUUCAGAAGCCCAAGUGGAAUAGAGUGUUUCAUUUCAUUGUGGUAGGAGUACUUAAGGGUGGGCCACCAAGUCAAUGGAACUUUAUGCAUAACCAGCAUCAUGCCAAACCCAACUGCUUCCGUAAAGACCCUGAUCUCAACAUGCAUCCUCUCCUGUUCACCUUGGGGAAGCCACUUUCUGUGGAGCUUGGCAGAAAGAAGAAGAAAUACAUGCCUUACCAGUAUCAACAUUCAUACUUUUCCUUCUUAGCUCCGUUGACUUUCAUGCUUUUUGUCCAGGGGGCUAUAAUCCGUUACACAGUUCAGAGGAAAAAGUGGGUGGAGCUUGCUUGCAUUGUGAUCUACAAUAUCCGUAUCUGUCUCAUGUAUGUUCCUUUAAUGGGAUUUAAGAGCUUCAUGGCAUUCUACUGGCUGUCCAGGUUCCUAGAAAGCAAUUGGUUUCUCUGGGUCUCACAAAUGAACCACAUUCCAAUGAACAUUGAUUAUGACAAGAAUCUAGAUUGGGUCUCUGCCCAGCUUGCGGCAACGUGCAAUGUGGAUCAAUCCCUGUUCAAUGAUUGGUAUACGGGACACUUAAACUUCCAGAUCGAACAUCACCUUUUCCCAACAAUGCCUCGACACAAUUAUUGGAAGGUGGCUCCUCUGGUGCAAUCCCUCUGCGCCAAACAUGGCGUUCAGUACCAUUGCAAGCCCCUGCUCACUGCCUUUGCAGAUAUACUGCGCUCUCUGAAAGAAUCAUCAGAACACUGGGAGGAUGCCUAUCUUCAUGGCUAAGCAGGGCCUCAGGAAGAAAUCUCUAACAUCACAGCACAAACAGAUUUGGUGGGACAGGAUGGUCUUAACUAUACCACUGCACCAACAUUAUGAGCACCAUCAAGUUUUGUAAUUUAUUGAUUUUAUUGAAUAUUAUUGUUUUAAUGUUUUAUAUCUUGUUGUUUUAUUGGUUGUUAGCCACCCAGAGCCCAUAUGGGGAGGGUGGGAUAUAAAUCAAUCAAACAAACAAAUAAAUAUACAGUUAUGGAAUAGGUCAAAGCGAAGGAUAGUGUAGAAUCCCCCUUUUGCACAGGCAUCUUGAUUUGCUAGUCUCUUAAGCUUCAUGCAUGUAGGCCAGGAGUUGGGCUUCUCCUAAGACAGAGAAGGAAAUUUAGGACUGAAAAGUAUAGCUUUCCAUCUGUCUCUUUCAGUUUAUUGGGGAAUAAAAGCAAAGCAGCUUCACUUUUGUUUUAAGGUCCUACCAUGUUCUGAACUGCAGGAUCAGUGGAUCUAGAAGUAGGAAAGAAAACAGAGUGCAAAUUGCUUUGUUUUUAGUUUACUUCUGCCAAUAAAGGCAGUUAACGUAGAGUGCAAGCAUAAGAAAAGCAAGUAAGAAAAGCCUGAGAUAUUGUGCAGCUUCUUAGGUCGUCUAGUCUGCAAGAUACACUCACCAUAGAGAGUUCUCUGAAUUCGUGUGACUUUUAUUUAUAUAAAUAAUGUGUAUUAGGUGUGUUAGCUUGUCCCCUCAGAAAUCCACCUCAAGAAUUUCAUAAUGAUUUCAUAAUUAGAAUGUUUGCAUUAGGCCAUAGAGAACAAGGAGUUUAGUAUUUGUUGACCAUGGAGGAAUGUCUUCAGUAGAACAGCUGUAUUCGAGUCCAGUAACACCUUAAGAGACCAACAAGCUUUUGGGAGGGGGGAAUAUAGCCUUUCAAGAUUCAAAGCUCCCUUUGCCAAGUUUCAAGUUAUCUGACAAAGCGAGUUUUGACUCCCAAAAGCUUAUACUCCAAAAUCUUGCUGGUCUGUAAGAUGCUACCGGACUUGAAUAUAAAAGAAUGGAGACUAUCCAGCCAUUUGUGGGUCUCUAAUUUUCAAUAUAAAGGCUUUUACAACUUGCUAGUUAACAAUGACUUGUGGGACACGAAAUUUUCAGAGCUCCAAGAGAAUGGAAGAGGGGAAACACAUUUUAGUUUUAUAAGUGUUUUUAAAAAUCCUUUACAACAUGCUAUGAAUAUUACAGCUUGCAGCAAUCAACAAUCACUGCUACUACUCUUGCCAAAGAUUAUGUCAUCCGCCAGGACCAUGUUCAGCUGUAUCCUGUAUCAGGCCCUAUUUUUCUUGUUGUUUCAAUUCCCUUUGACUACUUUAUUUAGACCUGUCAUGAUACCACAAGCUUCAGGCUGCUCUGUCUACUGAUAUUAAAUCAGCUUAUUUCAAGGGUC